Danaus plexippus (monarch butterfly) is the source of this 3494-nucleotide messenger RNA. RefSeq names its product large neutral amino acids transporter small subunit 1 (gene mnd). The transcript has 5 exons. Gene Ontology annotation, cellular component: membrane. Lineage: Eukaryota; Metazoa; Arthropoda; Insecta; Lepidoptera; Nymphalidae. Bases 550 to 2040 code for a protein of 496 amino acids. Gene Ontology annotation, biological process: amino acid transmembrane transport. The record is from RefSeq and is a predicted model, not a curated record. Gene Ontology annotation, molecular function: L-amino acid transmembrane transporter activity.
AAAGUAAAUGAAUAGUAUAGUGGGGACGGGGAUUGUAGAACGUGUUCACGGUGCCGCCGGCCGCGACAGGCCGUCAUUACGAUCGUUACCGCGCUGAUAUAUCCUGUGUUUAAUCAGUUUAUUUUUAUAAUUUCAUCGUUUUUAUAUUAGAUGUGUCCAAAUAUAUUUAAAAAAGGCAUUUAUAUUUAACAAUUCUGAAUAUUUUAACCUUUUCGAAACUUAAAAGUAGGUUACAUACGUGUGAAUAAUUAAUUAUUGUGUUUUAUAUUAAGUCGUGUUAUCAACAGCUGUUCUGUUGUUCACCGCAAUAUAAACGUGUUAUCAGGACUUAUAAUAUUAAAGGGACGUUUGUAUUGUUUUUGGGAUCCCACGUGGUGUUUCCCGCGGCAGCUUAGCGCAGUGUGAUGCAAUAUUUGGAUGACGGGCAAACAGUUUCCGCAUCAGACUUAAGUUGCGGUUAGGCCAUGUGUGUGCCGUAUUGAGUUGACCUACAAGUUUUACUUACUUAAGGACUAUUUUGUUACCGUUGACCUUAUUUUAUUUUAUACAAUGGCAAAAGUUUCGGCUACUGAAGGUUUGGCUCCCAAGCCCAUGGACGUUGGGGAAAGGGGAGACAACGCUGAGAACCAAUCAACUGAAGGAGUUCGUAUGAAGAAGGAAUUGAGUUUACUGAAUGGAGUCGCGAUUAUUGUUGGAGUGAUAGUGGGGUCGGGGAUCUUCGUGUCCCCUAGUCAUGCCUUACAACGUGCGGGAUCAAAGGGCAUGUCCUUAAUAAUAUGGGUUCUUUCAGGACUUCUGUCUAUGAUUGGAGCACUUUGCUAUGCAGAACUAGGAACAAUGAUUCCCAAAUCUGGUGGAGACUACGCUUACAUCGCCGAGGCCUUUGGUGACUUACCAGCAUUCCUCUACCUCUGGGUGGCGUUGUUUAUCUUAGUUCCAACGGGGAAUGCGAUCACAGCCUUAACAUUUGCGCAGUAUAUCCUGAAACCUUUCUGGCCAGUCUGCGAACCACCAUCGGAUGCUGUCAUCCUUGUAGCUGCUAUUGUCACAUGUUUUCUCACAGCUUUAAACUGCUACAAUGUUAAAUGGGUGACACGUGUUCAAGAUUCCUUCACAGCUGCCAAAAUAUUGGCUCUAUUGUUGACGUUCAUAGCUAGUUUAGUGUACUUGUUCUCUGGGCACACGGAAAAUCUGGAAAACAUCAUGCAGGGUACCAUCACGGAGCCGGGUAGUAUAGCCAUCGCUUUCUACGCGGGCCUAUUCUCGUACUCAGGAUGGAAUUAUCUCAACUUUGUCACUGAAGAAUUACAAGAUCCUUACAAGAACCUGCCCCGAGCGAUCUGCAUUUCCAUGCCUGUGGUGACGCUCGUCUACACGCUAACAAACUUCGCCUUCUUCGCUGUUCUCAGCAACAACGAGAUGAUAGGUUCAAACGCCGUGGCUGUGACCUUCAGUGAUAAAAUACUGGGAGUCAUGUCCUGGAUCAUGUCCAUCUUCGUCGCUCUAUGUACAUUCGGAUCUCUGAACGGAGCUAUAUAUGCCUCCUCCAGACUCUUCUUCGUCGGAGCCCGCAAUGGACAUCUUCCUUUAGCAAUUUCUCUGAUAGACGUUAAAAGACUGACACCAGUGCCUUCGUUGAUAUUUAUGUGCAUCGUGACAUUGGUGCUGUUAAUGUCAAACAACGUCCAGUCCCUGAUAGUGUACGUAACGGGUGUGGAAGCUCUGUUCAUAAUCUGCUCUAUAUCCGGCCUGCUAUGGCUGCGGUACACCCAGCCGACGGCUCAACGCCCCAUCAAAGUGAACCUGCUCCUGCCGAUAGCGUUCCUCGUGAUAGUCACGUGCCUCGUCGUAUUCUCUUGUUUCACACAGCCGGUAGAGGUCGGCGUCGGCGUCGCAUUUAUAGCUUUAGGUGUACCAGUGUUCUGUGUGUUCAUAAUGUGGAAAAAUAAACCAUCUUGGAUGGUGAAUGUGUGCAAUUCCUUCAACGUGGCCUGCUCUAAAAUGUUCCUGUGCCUGCCGGAGAACUCCAAGGAGUUAUAAUUUUGUAUAGUCCUUUAAACUAUCUGUUGUCAAUUUUAGAAUAAACUGUAUUAGGAAUGACUAAGUUUGUAUUAGACAUCGAAAUUGUAAUAAAUUUCUUAUAUUUAAAUAAAAAUUCCUUUCAUUAAUUUAUAUAAUUAGACGGUAAUAAAUGACAGAUUAUACAAUGUUAUUUUAAAAACCGAAGUCAUAAAUGUCUUUAUUAAAUCUAAAGAUGUUGUUUAGCUUUCCAUAGUUUUCUAGAAUGUUCUAGAUUAUAUACAAUUAGGAAAUUUAAAACAAUACAUACAUAUGUCAAAGCUUAAUGAAAAGUUAUUUACUGUUUUGCAAAGAAAAUCAAUAUCAUUCACAAAUAAUUAUAUCAAAAACAAUAUAUACGUGGAUUGAAGAGCAUUUUAGUUUUUACAUGUUUGAAAUAUUAAUUCUGUAUAAUUCUUUCAACUUCAUCAUUCCCACUUUUUGACUGGUGUCAGAUUAUUAUUAACGCUCAUUAAAUCAAAAUGUAGCUUAAAUUGUUUUUAUAAGAACAACAAUGUCACAUAAAAAAGAAAAGAUAAAUAUAUCAUUAAUUUACAUUAAUAACUGAUACUGACCUCAAAAUAUUCUUACAGUUUUGGCUGUGAUAUUAAAUUUAUAAAAGCCUAACAGAUGGCGCCACCGUCAUAAUAUGACAGUUAAAAUAUCCUCCUUAGACGAUAAUAUGCACUGCGCUUUUAUUGGCAAAAUAUGUUAUUAAUUUAAAAUUCUACUUAAAAUUAAUAAUUUUUGAUUAAAAAAAAGUAUUUCCUAUAUGAUGCACUACCAUUUGGAUUUACUACCAUAGAGAAAAAUAUAAUUACCAUCAUUAUUAGACUUCCUAUAACGAGAUUUCCUAGAGAGUAACAUAGGGACAUUAAAUGAUCCUUGAAACAAGUCCUACAUAUGUCGUUUUUAUAUUAUUUGGUAUAAAAUACGGAAUCUAUAUUAAUACUAUCACUUAUUUUAUGCUUUAUAAAAAUAUAUUCAUUAUAAGUAGUGUCUUAAAAUAUGAUUAUUUAAACUCUUUGGUAUAAAACUACAUAGUUUAUACAUAUUCUCGAUUUUAAAAUUACACCAUCAAAAUAUAUCUAUGCAAUCUUUUUGAGCACUUGGUUUAAAAAAGUAGGUCACUUAAAAUUGUUGAAAAAAAACCUGAAGAUAUGUUUUGUAUGAAUUGUGAAUAACGUUCUAAAUACAAAACAAUGGUUAAAUGAAUAAAUUUUUUGAGAUCAUGAUGUUUUUUUUUACAUUUAAAAUUAUCAAAUGUUUGUUUUGAUUGAAGACCCAUUUGUACUAAUAAAUGCAAUUCUAUGUAACAAAUAAAUGCCUGAGUAUAUAAAUAUAUAUUAAUUAUGGAAAUAAAUAAUAUUACCGGCAAGAAAUAUUGGUCUUGCUAUUGGAAUUAGAUCAUGUGAUAAUUAAAAAAUAUUUUAAUA